UUUGGCUGCAGUUUCGCGUGCGAUAUUCACACAUAUACCAUCAUACGAGCAUAUAAUGUAUUUUUUUUCUUUGUACACUUUUUCUAAUUGCAUGCGUAUCAAAUAAGUUUACGCCCGAAAAUGUUAAUUAAAAUGUGAAAAUGCAACUGAAAAUAAUGAAACAAAACCACUCUGAGAGAGAGAAGUUGGAACACCAAGUACCGUUGCAACGGCUAUUUAUGGGGAAUGGGAAGGUGCGAGUGAGCUAAGCUAUAUAAGCUAUUUGAGGAUCAGCAGUUCUCUAAUGAUGCGAUUAAGUUGCCGUUUUAAGUGGCUUACAUUCGACCAAAAACGAAGUUAACAAGCCAAACGCGCAACACAAAUAGCUGACAUACUUUUUAAGUGGAGGCUUCAAUCGCCUCAAUCGUUUUUCCGGUUUUCUCAACGGUUUUGCACUAAUGGGGAUGGCGGACAAAGAGGAGCACGAGCACCCAUCUCCCGUUUGGCCAUUUCCAGACACGUAAAUGGUACUCUUAAAGAAACCAUUUAGAAGUUCCCUGAUACUCUAGAAUUUUUUGGAUUCAAAAACGCCAUAAUCUGUAAUUUGAAGGACUGUCAUUAGUUGUUCGACUUAAAUUAAUUUUAGUUUUAAAUUUGUGUUUUUUAUGUGAGCCAAAUGAGCUGCCAAAAGUGUUCAAGCAACCUGGUGUUUAUAUGGCAUUGUAUACGCUUACAAAGUAAGUUGAAUAUUCAGCAACGUGAUGCCCCUUAGCGAAAGGUCGGCGGUCGGCGGUCGGAUUUAAAUAUUGCCUCCAUGAGUCUGCCGUACUUCGCACAGAACCUCUUGGUACAGCGAUAUAUGCGGAGUGGAGUGCACCAACUACAUAGGGAACCCGAUCGAAAAUGACUAUCCCGGAAGCUUUCAAGGACCAGGAGAUCUUUGUGACAGGCGCCUCGGGCUUCGUGGGCAAGGCCCUGAUUGAGAAACUACUGCGCUCCUGUCCAGAUGUGGGUCGUAUUUACGUGCUGAUGCGCCCCAAAAAGGGCCACUCCAUCGAGGAGCGCCUCCAGCUCCAGUGGGAGACGAGGCUGUACGAGCGUUUGCGGAGGGAGCAGCCCGAUGCCCGGUCCAAGUUGGUGGCCAUAGCCGGGGACGUCGAGCAGUUGGGCUUGGGAAUCGGGGAUGCGGAUCUGAAGCGGUUGCUCAAUGUCAACAUUGUCUACCACUCGGCGGCAAGUGUGCGCUUUGAUGAUGCCCUGCGCACCGCCAUUCUCUUGAAUACCCGCGGCACCCACGAGCUGGUCAAGCUGGCUCUGCAGUGGCGCAAACUCAAGGCGUUCGUCCAUGUGUCCACCACCUACUCGAAUCCGGGAGUGCUGGAAGUGGAGGAGCGCGUCUACCCGCCGCUGGCCGAUUGGCGCACCACCAUAAAACUGGCGGAGACCUACGAUGAGGAGACGCUAGAUAUCUUCAAUCUCAAGUAUGGUAAUUUUCAACCCAAUACGUACACCUUUACAAAAAGUUUAGCAGAGCAAGUGGUCAACGAAUACAGAGAUCGGUUGCCAAUCUUCAUCUUCAGACCGUCCAUUGUGGUCUCUACAAUUGAGGAACCCAUGCCCGGGUGGGCUGAUAACUUCAACGGACCCACUGGCCUCCUGGUGGCCUGCGGAGUGGGCAUUUUGCGGUCCCAAAACUGUGAUCCCAACAUUGUGGCCGACUUCGUGCCCGCCGACAUUGUGGCUCGCACGCUGAUCACAUCGGUGUUCAAGUUCAUGACGGAGCCGAAGCCAGGGAGCACGGAUGGGGAGCUGUACGUGGUCAACUGUGCGACCGCCAACAUAUCCCCAAUCACCAUGGGCGAGGUGAUCGAGAUCGGGAAGACGUUCAUAAGGAAGAAUCCCUUCGAGAAGACCCUUUGGCUGCCAGGCGGUGGAAUGACGACCUGCCCCGUGUUGCACUUUGUACGGUUCUGCACCAUGCACCUGUUGAUGGCAGUCGUGGUGGACACUUUGCUCCGCCUCUAUAAUGAGAAGCCUUUUCUCAUGAAGCUGCAACGACGUAUUUUCGCGGCCUUUAGUGCGUUGCAGGUUUUUGCAAUGACAGAGUGGCAUUUUCAGAACGCGAAUUUCCGAGCAUUACACGACAUAGUUCCGCCCAAAGAAGUGUCGACCUUUGGCUUUAUGCAGCACGCAAAUAUAAACUAUACGGAAUUUUUCCAGCAUGGCAUCCGGGGUGCCAAAGAAUUUCUUUUGAAGGAAAGUCCCGAAAGUAGCAGCGCAGCCCGUUUCCGCGUGAAGAUCUUCUACAUUCUGGACUUCCUGUUCCGGGGCAUCGUUUAUAGCUUCCUGCUGCGCGUAAUAUUUCGAUUUUUAGUAAGCUUGUGGUAGCAGAGCACUUUAUAAAUAUUCAAACUGUAAUGACAUAUUUUAAUUAUGUUUCCCUAACGAUUGUAACGCUUGUACGAGUAUGUACAUUACCUAAAUAAGAGGAUUUCUUGGAGUUCCAUGUUCUUGCGCUGAUUUUUACAUAAAUAGCAAGAGAAAAUAUAAUAUGCUAAGUACCACUAAGAAUCAGGGAUUAAAUGUGUUUUCUGGCCGA
This is a messenger RNA of Drosophila ficusphila, 2578 nucleotides long. RefSeq names its product putative fatty acyl-CoA reductase CG5065. The transcript has 9 exons. Gene Ontology annotation, cellular component: peroxisome. Gene Ontology annotation, biological process: long-chain fatty-acyl-CoA metabolic process. Lineage: Eukaryota; Metazoa; Arthropoda; Insecta; Diptera; Drosophilidae. Gene Ontology annotation, molecular function: alcohol-forming very long-chain fatty acyl-CoA reductase (NADP+) activity. The record is from RefSeq and is a predicted model, not a curated record. Bases 883 to 2367 code for a protein of 494 amino acids.